AUGACUUUAAUUUCCUCAAUUACCAAAAUGGGUUCAGUCCAACAACCAAACAAUUCCUCCACUGCCAAGUUUGGAACAUCCACCUACAUCUCUGUAACUCAAGGAUCCAAUGACACUGAGAGUCUCAUCAAUCUGAACAUCUUGGCCAGUAUCCUCGGACUUCUUGGUAUUAACAUUGGACUCAAAGUUGGC
Acytostelium subglobosum LB1 is the source of this 192-nucleotide messenger RNA. RefSeq lists its product as hypothetical. The record is from RefSeq and is a predicted model, not a curated record. The transcript has 2 exons. The annotation marks the transcript as partial. Lineage: Eukaryota; Evosea; Eumycetozoa; Acytosteliales; Acytosteliaceae.